Somion occarium is the source of this 1703-nucleotide messenger RNA. The record is from the annotation of a GenBank genome assembly. NCBI's taxonomy places the organism in Eukaryota, Fungi, Basidiomycota, Agaricomycetes, Polyporales, Cerrenaceae.
AAGAUUAUUAAAAAUAAAUUAUAAUAAGUAAAACUAUUUAAUGCUCGGAUAUAUUAAAUAUAAUCACAAAAUAAAUUAAUACAAUAAAACCAAAUUAAUGAAAAAGAUAAUUGAUUAAUAAAGUAAAAGGAAUUAAUUAAGGUAUAAUUUGUACAAAGAAUAUUUUAUUAUAAACUUUUCUAAAAAUGAAUAACACACUACACAAAAACUUAUCUCUAAUUAAAGAUGAAUUUAAAUUAAAUUAUCAUAAAAAAACUGGUAUUUAUCAAUUAGUUAAUUUAAUAAACAAUAAUACAUAUGUUGGAAGUUCAGUUGACUUAAAUCGAAGAUUUACUGAAUAUUUAAAUCCUUUAUAUUUAUCUAGAAAUCUUAAAAAGGGUAAUAGUGCAAUAAUUAAUGCUCUUUUUAAAUAUGGUUAUACUAAUUUUGGAAUUAGAAUUUUAGAAACCAUUGAAUUUGAGCCUAAUCAAUCUAAAUCUGAAAGAAAAAGCAUUAUUUUAACUAAAGAACAAUGUUUUUUAGAUCUAAUUAAACCUGAAUACAAUAUUAAUAAAACAGCUGGAAGCAAUUUUGGAAGAAUUUACUCUGAUGAUGUAAGAAUCAAAAUGAGUUUAGCUAAAAUUGGUAAAGUUGGAAAUAAAAAAGGUGCCAUUUUAUCUGAAGAAUCUCGAGCUUUAUUUAGAGAAAAAAGUGGAAUGGCCUCAAGUAUCACUAUGUUAAAUGAAAAUAGAGAGGUAUUAAGUGUAUUUAAUUCUAUUCAAAUAGCUUCUGAAAUCACAGGAAUUUCUAGAAAUAGAAUAAGUCGAUGUGCCAGAGGUAUUCGAAACAAAAUAGUAGAAAAAGGAAAUAUUUAUAUAUUUGAGUAUACUAAAAAAGAAUAAUUUUAUUAGUUUUAUUUUAUUAUUAGCUAAUUUUUAUAAUCUUAAAACAAACUUUUGUCGCUUAAAUUAGAAAUAAUUUAUUGUAAAUUGGGUUAAUUUCAAGAAAAUCUCUGGUUAUAUUUAAUAGAGAAUACCUGAAGCGAAGCUAGUUUUACAUAACAUCAAAAUAUAAAACUAGAACGUUCAACGACUAGUAGGUGAGUCUUUAACAAUAAUCCUGCCACGAAUGCCCCACAAUUAAUUGUUAAUUAAUCUUAAUAACUAAUUGAUGAUAUAGUCUGAACCAUUUUGUGAAAAUUGGAAGCUUUGAUUUUAAAAAAUCAAGCAAUAACAUAAUUGAAAAGUUACGCUAGGGAUAACCUUGUUGUCCCUUAAUCAAUAAGAUUAAAAAAAACCGAGUGAAAUGCAAAAAUUGCUUAAUUUUGCCUCCAAAUGUUAACAGAUUGUUUGGUAAAAUAGGAGGCUCUUAAGUCAAUUUGCAGCAAAGCUUAUCUUAGCAUUUUUAAAUUUAUUUAAAUAAUUAGAUAAGAAUGUUCAACGACUAGAAAGUGAGUUAUGCUAACAAUAAUCUUUCCACGAGUGCUCGGCAUCUAAAAUUAUUAUUAAUAUACUAUAUGGUAUUAUGCCAUUUUAAGUGUUCCCUAAAGAAUUUAUUUUCAAUCACCGCCUAAUGUUUUAACCAUUUAUAUAACUAAAAAUUUUUAAACAAAUUUAAAUAAGCUAUCAAAAAGGCCCCAAACAAAAGGGGUGAGGGGAGGCUUUAAUGCAUAGAAAUUAAAAUAUUUUAAGCUAAAAAGAAAUUAUAUUUUAGAUAGGAUACUG